AUGGAGUCUAAACUUCAUGAAAGUAAUGAAGAUGUCUCUUCUACAAAAAAAUCAACAAGACAAGUCAUUGUGGACGAGCAGGUCUUGAUUCGUUUUGGCAAAGACCCUAGUUCAGAUGAAGAUGAUCCCGUGGCCUCCUAUUACUACGACAAGUACAUGGACAUGAGUGUUCAAGAAGGCCUCGAUAUUCUAGCAGAAGCAAUCAAAUACCACGACGAUGAUGUCAACUUCCCCCAAGAUGUCAUGGACAAGAUUAAAAUCUAUGUUAAUGAUCCUCAAGCUUUUGAAGGAGAUCAAGAAACAUUCGAACGCGAAGUCAAAAUUGAAGCCGUUCUUAUCCACUACCACUCUCCCUACCCAGAAGUUCGCGCCGUGUGUGAUCCGUAUGACGACCCUACAACACCCUGCGACACUUUCCGCGCAUACUUUCUGGGACUCUUGUGGACUAUUAUCGGAACAGGUGUAAAUCAAUUUUUUUCUCCACGUUUGCCCAAUAUCCGUCUUAGUGGUGGCAUUUUGCAAAUCUUGUUGCUUCCCUGUGGUAACCUCAUGGCUCUACUACCGGACUGGGGUUUUACAAUUAAAGGCCAUCGCUACAGUAUUAACCCAGGGCCAUGGACCUAUAAAGAGCAAAUGUUCGCCUCUAUAAUUUUUAACGUUUCAAUUGGUGGCGCCUAUGCCGCGCUUUACAACAUCAUUACCCAAAAACUGCCCAUGUUUUAUGACGAGCAGUGGGCCUCAAUCGGGUAUCAGUUUUUGCUGGUAUUUUCCACUCAGUUUGUGGGUUUUGGUUUUGCAGGAAUCAUGAGAAGACUCAUUGUUUACCCUGUCCGUGCUGUUUGGCCCACAAUCUUGCCAACUUUGGCUCUUAACCGUGCCCUGGCAGCCAAGGAACCAAAUAAGGUUGUAAAUGGUUGGAAAAUUAGCAGAUAUGGUUUCUUUUUGGUGACAUUUAGCGUCAGCUUUAUAUAUUACUGGCUUCCAACCUAUCUUUUUGAGGCUCUUUCCUACUUUAACUGGAUGACUUGGAUUUCUCCAAAUAACUUUAAUCUUGCUGCUAUCACUGGUAGUAUUAGCGGGCUGGGACUCAAUCCCAUCCCAAGCUUUGACUGGGCUGUUCUCAAUUACAAUACUCCAUUGGAAAUACCUUUUUACUCACAAGUCAAUCAGUAUGCAGGUGCUUUGAUUGCUGGGUUUUGUGUUAUUCCGGCUCUAUACUGGACAAAUUUUAAAUGGACAUCAUACCUGCCCAUCAAUUCCAACCACUUGUUUAAGAAUACAGGUGAGCCGUAUGAUGUGCGCCAGAUUUUGACCAAUGGCUUGUUUGAUAAUGAAAAGUAUCAAAAGUACUCUCCACCAUACUAUACUGCCGCAAACUUGGUUCUUUAUGGUGCUUACUUUGCUCUCUAUCCAUUUGCCAUUAUUUACACCAUUGUGAUUGACUGGAAAUCCAUUGUUUUCAGUAUUCGUGACUUGUGGGAUACUAUUAAGCACCCUAUGCGAUCAAAUUAUGAGAGCCACGAUGAUCCUCAUAGUAAAAUGAUGAGCAAAUAUCCUGAAGUACCUGACUGGUGGUUUGUUGCAGUUAUGGUGAGUGCUGUUGGACUUGGUAUUGCGUGUGUGCGGGCCUUCCCCACAAAUACGCCCAUUUGGGGUAUUUUCUUUACAAUUGGCAUCAAUUUCGUUUUUUUGAUUCCCAUCACUCUUAUUUACUCAGUCACUGGCUUUUCCUUUGGAUUGAAUGUUUUGGUGGAGCUCAUUGUGGGGUAUGCAUUGCCUGGUAACGGUACAGCCCUUAACAUUCUCAAAGCUUAUGGGUAUAACAUUGAUGGUCAAGCGCAGAAUUACAUUACAGAUCAAAAGAUGGCUCAUUAUGCUAAGCUUCCACCAAAAGCUGUGUUUAAAGGUCAAAUGAUUUCAACCGUUAUUCAAGUGCUUGUUUCAGUGGGUGUAGUCAACUGGCAGAUUUCCAAUAUCGAUGGCUUGUGCACCAAGCACCAGGCUGAGAAGUUUACUUGCCCAGGCCCCAAUACCUUUUAUGCAGCCUCUGUUAUUUGGGGUGUCAUUGGUCCCAAGCGUGUAUUUCGUCACUUGUAUCCACUACUUCAGUGGUGUUUUCUCAUUGGCGCUGUUGCAACAAUUCCCUUUUUGCUACUGCGCAAGUUUUUCCCGCGCCAAACAAAGUACUUUCAGCCCACGUUGGUUAUUGGUGGAAUGUUGUCGUAUGCACCAUACAAUUUGACUUACCAAACAGGAUCGUUGUACUUGUCGAUAGCCUUUAUGUGGUAUAUUCGUCGCCGAUACUUGAGCUGGUGGGAAAAGUAUACCUAUGUCUUGUCGUCGUCAAUUACUGCGGGCGUGGCGUUUUCAGCAAUCAUUAUAUUUUUUGCAGUUCAGUACCACCCCAAGAAGCUAACUUGGUGGGGCAAUUCCGUAUCAUAUGCCGGUGCAGAUUCUGCGGGAGGAAGUUUAAUAAAGGUCCCCGAGGGACAGAUUUUUGGACCACCUCCAGGCCAGUUUCCAUGA
Magnusiomyces paraingens is the source of this 2526-nucleotide messenger RNA. RefSeq lists its product as uncharacterized. Gene Ontology annotation, molecular function: oligopeptide transmembrane transporter activity. Lineage: Eukaryota; Fungi; Ascomycota; Dipodascomycetes; Dipodascales; Dipodascaceae. Gene Ontology annotation, biological process: transmembrane transport. The record is from RefSeq and is a predicted model, not a curated record. Bases 1 to 2526 code for a protein of 841 amino acids. The transcript has a single exon.